Molecule: messenger RNA, 240 nt
Organism: Dibothriocephalus latus
Lineage: Eukaryota; Metazoa; Platyhelminthes; Cestoda; Diphyllobothriidea; Diphyllobothriidae
Source: the annotation of a GenBank genome assembly
CUGCCGCCCAAGGACGUGCCGGGUCUGUUUGUGCCUCUGGUGCAGAUGGCCAUCUGUCUGCAUCCGGACAACUCGGCUGCCCUCGUCAAUGAGGCCCUGCUGGCCGCCGCGAAUGCCCUUGAACGUCUUGGUCCUGCUCGGCUCGAUCAUAGAAUAACACUAACGAAAUCCCUUCGGCACUUUUAUCUUGAGGAGGGCUAUUUUGUUAGCCAGGUAGUGUUGUUAGAAGAACGGAAUUGA